Molecule: messenger RNA, 1812 nt
Organism: Carcharodon carcharias (great white shark)
Lineage: Eukaryota; Metazoa; Chordata; Chondrichthyes; Lamniformes; Lamnidae
Gene: nipal3
Product: NIPA like domain containing 3
Exons: 12
Coding region: 153-1253 (366 amino acids)
Biological process (GO): magnesium ion transport
Cellular component (GO): membrane
Molecular function (GO): magnesium ion transmembrane transporter activity
Source: RefSeq, a predicted model, not a curated record
GCGGGCGGAUGGAGCGGGCGGGUGGCAUCCUGAGGCUCGAGAGCUCGUAUAAGGAAAAUCUGAUUGGAACUUUGCUAGCCAUCUUUGGAAAUCUUGUUAUCAGUAUCUCUCUCAACGUGCAGACCUUGGCCAGGCAGCAGUGAAUACUAUUAAUGUUCGCAGCAUUCACACCAAGGUUCCGGAAGGCCAGCAUGACAUCAAUGAUUGUAAUGCGAGAGAAGUACAGCCAUGUGAGGUUAUCAGGCACCAAGGAUCCUCGGUCGUACUUUCGGACAAAGACCUGGUGGUUGGGACUGGUGUUGAUGUUACUGGGGGAGCUGGGAAUCUUCACCUCGUACGCCUACGCACCACUAUCGGUCGUCACACCACUCAGUGCUGUUUCCAUUGUCGCCAGCUCAAUUUUAGGAAUCAUAUUCCUGAGGGAGAAGUGGAAACCCAAAGAAUUUUUGCGGCGAUAUGUGCUGUCGUUUCUUGGCUGCGCUUUGACAGUGAUCGGUAUCUAUUUGUUGGUCACAUUUGGACCAAAUACUCAUGAGAAGCUUUCUGGGAGGAACCUGGAACUGCACCUUCUUGGGUUGCCAUUCCUCCUGUACCUGCUUGUGGUGAUCAUCAUCUUCUGCCUUCUCCUAUAUUUCUAUAAAAGGCAAAAAGUGGCCUAUCUUGUCAUUGUUCUGCUGCUGGUGGCCCUGCUGGGAUCAGUGACUGUUGUUGCAGCAAAAGGUGUGUCAGGAAUGGUCAUUCUGUCGAUUCAGGGGAACAUACAGCUGACUUAUCCUAUAUUCUACGUGAUGUUUGUGUGUAUGGUCGCAACGGCAGUUUAUCAAGCAGCGUUUCUGCAUGAGGUAUCUAAGUUACAUGAUGCAUCCCAGAUUGCCAGCCUUAGCUACAUUCUCUCCACAAUAAUUGCUGUCAUCGCUGGGGCCACAUUCUAUUUGGAGUUUAGAGGUACCGAUGCUCUUCACAUCUGCAUGUUCAUCUUUGGCUCCUGCAUGGCUUUCCUAGGCGUGUUUUUGAUUACAAAGAGUAAGAAGAAGACGACAUUUGAACCAUACAUCAGGAUGGAUGCAAUUCCAGGACUCAGGAGUAUAUUUGAUAGGAAGAGCCCAGUGCAGCCAGAGUUGAGCGGCUCCUUUUCCUAUGGCACCCUGGAGAACAGUGUCAAUCCCACCGAUAGCCAGCAGCUACAGGCGCUGCCUGAGACACAGCAGGAACCUGACACGCCUUACCCAGCCUUGGAGUCAAAGCUGGACUGAACUCUGACCAGACAGGGGAAUGUGAAACUCAGCCCAUGUGAGGCAGCCCUGGUUUCUAGGCUCUACUCCCAGUUUCUCUUGGACACUGCAUCCUGUGGUGAUGCAGCAUCAACAGCUGAGUGAAGCAGCACUAUACCUCAAGAUCCUGUUCUGCCACUGCUGGGCCUGUUGGAGCGACAGAAAAAAAUGUACGUGAAAUGUAUGUAGAAUAAUGGAGACAUAUAACAUGGAUGGCCUUGUCCCCAUCCCUAGUGUGCUGGGUUACCCGAUCUAUUGUUGGUCCUCACUCGCUCACAUGAUCUACUGCCAAAUUCCUUACCUUGUCCAGGCCCCUGCAUGCAGUGUGAUCAUUUAUUUGAAAUGCGAAGUUUCAGUUUAUUUAAUGAUUAUAUGUACUUCUUUGUGUUGUGUGAAAGAAUGGAGUUCCUGGGUUGGUGGGGGUUGGGGUUGUGGUGGAGGUGUAAGGGUACCUGUUCGUUACUUCCUGCACUCUAACUGCUAAAUGAAGAAGACUGGUGUGAAAUUUCUGUAUAGGCUAAUAAAUCAAAGUCAACACUGA